GGAUGGAUGGAUGGAUUAUAUAUACACUAAACAAAUUGUCAUUUGUACUUUUGCCACCUGUCUAUAUUUGUAACUUUUUGCGCAGAACGCGUUAUAAAUUGUUAGUAGGAACCUAACUUGUUGCGUGUUCCUUGAGGGACAUAUUCAAGUGUUGCACACACGCAGUAACUGUGCGGGUGCGUUCGAAUUCGUCGACCUGUUAUCCUGAUACGACGUGGCAAGCGACAAAUUACCACUAUUCUGUGUGUUUUAUCCACGUCUUCGCCAAGAUAAUUGAUUCAGGACGACAGUGGACAAAUAGUAUGGCAAACCUUAAUCGAGAACAGGCUUGAAAGGUGGUUAGCAGCCCCAUAUCACACAUGCCGUACGACCAACGGCGUGGCUCGGUUGUUAUUUUGGAUUCUUCUGUCAUGGACAAGUCCGAAAAGUCUUCAAACUGGAUGCUAAAACAUCCAGUGUAUCUCAAGAUGAAGAACUUCGAGGUGGAAGACAAUGAACAAAUCCAUGCUGCUUUCCUUGUUUACAUGGAUCUCACUGAGGUGCGUAAAUGGAAGGAGGUUUCCUGUGUUAAAAGUGAUGAACUCGAGCUUGUACUGUUGGAAGGGAAAGAGAAGGAAGGAUCAGCCAUCCAGUCAGUUUUCCCGCUGCCUGUGCAUCGGUCUUUGACCCACAGAAUUAUUCGACACGUUCUGGACAGAGGAUUUCCUAUGUUGCUGUGUGCUGUGGCCUCGGACUCCACGCUGGUCUACCAAAGGUUGACUGAUGGCUUGGUGACCCCCGACCCACCCGUAGGCCCCUUCCAAGACGUGGGACGCCGGCACCACAGGAAGAGACGACAGCAUCAGUUGGCAUCCGGUGGGAGCCACAAAUGAUCGAGUAUCUGUUUGGACUUUGGUUGGAUUGGAUAUAUCCGCAGUGCCCUCCUAGGAACCUGUUAAGAGGUUCCCUCUCAGUUGGCUGGUGACUUUUGAGUUUAUGUAAUCAGAGUUCCUAUGAUCGCUUGCUUAUAUGUUUAUGAUGGUAUAUAAAUUUGCAAAAGUUCCUGCAGUUCUUCCUCCAGGUCACCUCAAAGAUUUUCAUCUGGAUAUAAGUCUGGGCUCUCUUUGAGUCAUUGUCAAGCAAGAAGCUGCGUUAACAUUUCAUAUCCAUGCGUAUAUUCUGCCAAAAGACCAUGUUUAAAAGCAGUUUUUAUUUGAGAUCCUUGAUAUUGAGGGUAAGGGGUUACACUCAUUGUCCUCAAUACGAAGACAAUUCAGCUCACUAGUAGAAUAAAGGUGUCUUGUAAUGUUUUUCUACGACUAGUGCCAUUUUUGGACUACUAGUAUGACAUUAAGCUGGAUAUCAAGGAUAUUCAAUAAAGUCAUACUAGUAGGCCAAAAGUGGCACUAGGUGUGGAAAGAACAUUACAAAACUAGUGAGACUCAAAUGGCUUUCCAUACAAUGCUAGUAUAUAAUUACACACUACUAGUGCGCAAUGCCACGCAACUAGUAGGUCUUUUCUAUAACAUAUGACAUUUGUGCAUACUAGUAGGACAAUUUUGGCAUACUGGUAGGACAACUGAAUGUUACUAGUGAGGCAAAAUUGUGUAUUAGUUGACAACUGUGUACUAGUAGAGACAUAAAAUUAUUUUAGUCUAUAUAUAGCCUUUUACUAGUAGUACUAGUAGCACGCAUAUGUCAAAUAGUGUACAGUUUUGCCGCACUAGAAACGUAGUUGUCCUACUAUUGUGCAGAAAUGUCACACAGUAGCAAAGCAAACUUAUAUAGCGCAUUUCCUACACAAGUCAAUGUGCUUUAUAUGGUUAUAAGCAUUGAAAAAAUAAACAUAAAUAAAAUAAAAGAUGGCUUAAAACAAAGAUAUAUGAUAAGAAAUAUACAGUGCAAGAAAGAUGUUUAAAAAUGGAAAUUCUCAAAAAUAAUCAUAAGCAUGUUUUUAACCUGGAUUUAAAAAUAUUGACACUUGAUGCUGACUUGACUGUUGGCAACUUAUUCCAUUUGUGAACAGCAUAGCAGCUACAGUAAAAGCUGCGUCACCAUUUUUGCUUUGGACUCUGUGCUCCAUUAUUUCACCUGAGUCUGUAGAGCUCAGAGCCCUACUGGGUUCCACUAGCAUUUGUUUCAUAUAUUCAGGACCUAAACCAUUUAAUGAUUUAUAGAUCUGUAGCAGAACUUUGAAGUCUAUUCUAAAGCUGACUGGGAGCCAGACUUUAGAAUUGGAGUAAUAUGUUCUGACCUCUUUGUUCUGGUCAGACCCCGAGAUGGAGCGUCCUGAAUGAGUUGCAGCUGUUUAAUGUUAUUUUGGGGGACUCCAGUAAGAAAACCAUUGCAAUAGUCAAGCCUACUUGAGAUAAAACCAUGGAUGGGAUGUGAUGGAUUGGCACAUGCAAGACUUCACUCUGUAUAUGUUCUUCAGCUGGUAGAAGAUUGUUUUAGUAAUUGAUUUGAUAUGACUACUGUAAGUCAGGUCGGAAUCUAUAAGCACCCCAAGGUUUCAGACUUGGUCUUUGGUUAUUAGAGAUACCCCUGGUAUUUACUAACAGUAAACCUCUUUUCUUUACUGCUAAAAACAAUUACCUUGGUUUUGUUGUGGUUUAAUUGGAGGAAGUUUUGGUUUAUUCAGUUAUUUAUUUGAUUUAGACAGUGACACAACACCUCAGAAUCACAAUCAGAAUCAUCUUUAUUUGCCAAGUAUCUCUUAAACACACAAGGAAUUUGUCUCGGUAGUUGGAGCUGCUCUAGUACAACAACAGACAGUCAAGUGACAGAGAAUACUUUUGAGACAUAAAGACAUUGGGGGGGAAAAAAAGUCACUGAACAAUAAAAGGUUGCUAUAAUCUGGUAAUGCCGGAACAAUUUUUUUUAUUUAUUUUUUGGGACAAUUGUGCAAAAAGAACUGUGGUCAUCUGGAGACACUACUAGAUAUAACUGUGUCUCAUCAGCAUAACUAUAGUAGUCAACAUUAAGGUUCUCAAAAUUGAGUGGCAUAUACAGGCUGAACUGGAGGGGUCUGAGAACGGACCGUUCAGGGACCUGUUAUGUCAUCGCCAUUCAAUGAGAUUGAAAACCUCCAAUGGUUACGAAAUAACUCUUUUUCCUCCAGGUAGGAUCUGAACCACUUAAGGACUGUUGCAUUUAGUUCUACCCACUUUUCCUACCUGUUCAGAAAUAUGUUAUAAUCUACUUUAUCAAACGCUGAACUGAGAUCCAACAAGUCAAGAACUGACAUCUUUCCCAAGUCAGUGUUCAACCUUAUAUCAUUUAGGACUUUAAUAGGAGCUGAAUCUGUACUGUGAUGAGUUCGGAAAGGUGAUUGAAAUUUGUCAAAAAGUCCAUUUGAGUUCAUGUAAUCGCUGAGUUGGUUAAAAACCACUUCUCGACAAUCUUGGCUAUGAAGGGGCUAUUUGAUAUGGGUCUGUUGUUUGCUAACAUGGAAGCGUAUCUUUUUUAGAAGUGGCUUAAUGGCAACUACUUUAAGAGGUUUAGAAAACUCGCCUCACUGAAGUGAACAAUUACUGCAAUUAUUUGCUGCAAAUCAGCUAGGACAGACUUCACAAUAGUUUAGAAAAAGUGAGAUGGUAUUGAGUCAAGACAGCUACUCUGUAGUUGACGGUUUCAGUUGAUGAACUGUUUUCUUUACAGUUUUUUAGCCAACUAUCAAAUUCUAGCAUGGUAAUCGAGUAAAUCCUGGGAAGUUGUAGGUGUUGUAUCAUUUUUUUAUUUUGCUGAUUUGUGCUGAUACUUGCCCUGAUGGAUUAUAUAUUUUUAACUAAAAUAGCAAGCAAAUUCAUGGCAUUUAUCUGUUGUGUGAAGUUCUGGAUUAGGGGGUGUUGUGAUCUUGUCAACCACUGCAAACUCAGUGUGUGUGUUGUUCAGGUUCUUGCUAAUGAUUUCAGAGAAAUGUUGCUUUGUCUGUAAAGGUCAUAGUAAAUUUGGAGUUUUGAUUUGAUUUAGAGGCCUUUACCAUACAAGUGUUCCUCCAUGGUGUUUUUGGUCAGUUUAAUGUCUUAGAUUUAAUAGGAGCAACACUAUCCAUGACAUUUGAGAAUUCCAGGUGAAAUGAUCCAAACGUUCAUCAACUGUCUCUGCAUUCACUGUUGGUGACACAGCGACAGUAUGUACCUUUUUUAAUAAGCACACAGAGGUUGCCAGAACUUUUGGGAGAAUCUGUAAUUAAAAAAAAAAAAAAAUGAUCGGAAAUAGCCAAGUCCUUAAUGUCCACUGAUAAAAUCUCAACAUCCUUAGAGAUUACCAGGUCUGAGAUGUGACCUUGAGUAUGAGCUGGACUCUUUAUUUGUUGAGAGAGGACAAAUGUGUCCAGUAUAGCAGGGACUUGUUUGGAUUUUUUCCCCCAUCCUAUUGUCAAUGUGAAUUUUAAUGUCUCCCAUUAUGACAAAGUGGUUUUAGUCAGUACAGAUAACUGACAGCAGUUCUGAAGAUUCUUCCAUCAAUUUUACAUUGUAUCUUGGAGGUCGAUAAAUUAUUAAAGUAAUAACCUGUGGGUCACCCCGUACUAAAAAACAGAGAUAUUCAAAAGAGCUAAAAUCCCCCAAUAUAAUUUCUUUACACUGAAAUAAUGAUUUUUAAAAAAGCAGCAAUUCCACCGCCUUU
This is a messenger RNA of Phyllopteryx taeniolatus (common seadragon), 4608 nucleotides long. RefSeq names its product TSEN15 tRNA splicing endonuclease subunit (gene tsen15). Bases 360 to 872 code for a protein of 170 amino acids. NCBI's taxonomy places the organism in Eukaryota, Metazoa, Chordata, Actinopteri, Syngnathiformes, Syngnathidae. Gene Ontology annotation, molecular function: nucleic acid binding. The transcript is spliced from 4 exons. Gene Ontology annotation, biological process: tRNA splicing, via endonucleolytic cleavage and ligation. The record is from RefSeq and is a predicted model, not a curated record.